Messenger RNA from Protobothrops mucrosquamatus (brown spotted pit viper), 1907 nucleotides. RefSeq names its product adhesion G protein-coupled receptor B1 (gene ADGRB1). The record is from RefSeq and is a predicted model, not a curated record. Gene Ontology annotation, cellular component: membrane. The transcript is spliced from 16 exons. The annotation marks the transcript as partial. Lineage: Eukaryota; Metazoa; Chordata; Lepidosauria; Squamata; Viperidae. Gene Ontology annotation, biological process: negative regulation of angiogenesis. Gene Ontology annotation, molecular function: G protein-coupled receptor activity.
GUGGAUGGAAUCCUUGGUCAACCUGGGGUGAGUGCACCAAAGACUGUGGAGGUGGCCUUCAAACUCGGACCCGAACUUGUCAACCUCCUCCUGAUGAAGGUCUCAUCUGUGAAGGAGUCCUGGAAGAAGGGAGAUUAUGCAACAGGAAAGCUUGCAACCCUAAUGUGCACUAUAACUCCCGGAGUCAGUCUCUACGGUCGACAGAUAACCGGAAAAGAGAUGACAUAGAAGACUUUCAGAAAUACGGCUAUCCUGCGCCACAGAUAGGUGAUCCAGCGGCGGAAGAGUGGUCGCCCUGGAGCGUCUGUUCGACCACCUGUGGGGAGGGCUGGCAGACUAGGACUCGGUUCUGUGUGUCGUAUUCGUACAGCACCCAAUGCAGUGGGCCCCUCCGCGAACAACGCCAAUGCAACAAUUCUGCAGUCUGUCCAGUACAUGGCAUCUGGGACGAAUGGUCGCCCUGGAGUCUCUGUUCGUCAACCUGCGGACGGGGAUACAGAGAUCGCACCCGGAUAUGCAAACCCCCCCAGUUCGGAGGGAGCCCCUGCGAAGGUCCUGAGAAGCAAACCAAGUUCUGCAAUAUCGCUCUUUGCCCAGGCCGUGGUUUGGACGGCAACUGGAAUGCCUGGUCCAGCUGGAGCUCCUGUUCGACCUCCUGCUCCAACGGCACCCAGCAGCGGACGCGAGAGUGCAACGGACCCUCGUACGGAGGGGCAGAAUGCCAGGGACCCUGGGUGGAGUCCCGGGACUGCUUCCUUCGGCAAUGCCCAGAGCCUCAAGAAAUCUGUGAUGAAGACAACCUGGCCUCUGUGAACUGGAAAGAGACUCCAGCAGGAGACGCGGCAGCUGUCCGAUGUCCGCGGAACGCCACAGGGUUGAUCCUACGGCGGUGCCUGCUGGAUGAAGACGGCAUCGCCUAUUGGACGCUUCCCACGUAUGUCAAGUGUGUCUCCAUAGACUACAGGAAUAUCCAGAUGAUGACCAGGGAGCAUCUCUCGAAAGCCCAGCGGGGGCUAGUUGGAGAAGGGAUCUCAGAUGUCUUGCAAAACCUGGUGGAGAUCUCUCAGGACGGAACCAGCUACAGUGGGGACCUCUUGUCAACCUUUGAUGUACUCAGGAAUAUGACGGAGAUUUUCCGCAGGGCCUAUUACAACCCGACUUCGAGCGACGUGCAGAACUUCGUCCAGGUAAUUAGCAACAUCCUGACCGAAGACAACAGAGACAAGUGGGAAGAGGCCCAGCUGAUGGGGCCCAACAUCAAAGAACUUUUCCGCCUUCUGGAAGACUUCAUUGACGUGGUCGGCUUCCGCAUGAAAGACUUUCAGGAUUCUUAUCAAGCGACCGACAACCUGGUUGUCAGUAUCCAGAAGCUGCCUGUUAAGGCAGCUAAAGGUCUCACUUUCCCUGUCAAAGGCUGGCGAGGAAUGGUGGAUUGGGCUCGCAAUGCAGAAGACAAGGUCACCAUAUCGAAAAGCAUCUUCUCCACAGGAGUAUCAGACACUGAUGACUCCUCCGUCUUUGUGGUGGGCACGGUGAUUUAUCGCAACCUGGCCGGGAUCCUGGGCCUUCAGAGGAAUGCCACAGUACUCAAUUCACGCAUCAUCUCUGUGACGGUGAAGCCAGAACCUCAAUCCCUCGUUGCCCUGAUGGAAAUCGAAUUCUCCCAUUUGUAUAACGGAACCACAAACCAAACCUGCAUUGUCUGGGAUGAAGCUGAUGUACCCUCCUCCUCCUCCUCCAUCACCACCUCCUCCUCCUCCUCCUCUUCUUCCUCCUUCUCUCCAUCUCAGCUUGGCGCCUGGUCCUGGAGGGGCUGCCGAACCGUCCCCGUGGAUCCUUUCCGAACCAAAUGCUUCUGUGACCGAGUCUCUACCUUCGCCAUCUUAGCCCAGAUUGCUGCUGACAUG